This is a messenger RNA of Centruroides sculpturatus (bark scorpion), 2702 nucleotides long. RefSeq names its product transmembrane and coiled-coil domain-containing protein 4-like. NCBI's taxonomy places the organism in Eukaryota, Metazoa, Arthropoda, Arachnida, Scorpiones, Buthidae. The transcript is spliced from 15 exons. The record is from RefSeq and is a predicted model, not a curated record. The coding region runs from base 45 to 1850 and encodes 601 amino acids.
CUUAAAUUUGAUCAGACACGAGAUGGCAUCGACAGCUGUCAUAAAUGGAAAGAUUAUGGAAAAAACAUCAACAAACAAAAUUAAUACAGGAUCAUAGGAUUAGAGAAUCAUCUCUUCAAACUUUCUUUAAACCAAUUACAAUAGUACUUAGUGAUGCAGGUCUUUAUUCAUACUGUGCCCUCUGUGCAAUAUCUCUCCAUAAUUUAUUUUCGGAUGAAUGGGACAGAACGUUUCGAGAAAGAUGUCUAAGACAACUAAUUCGCCGAUUAAAUUUACCUUCCCAGGUGUGGUCAGGCAUGCACGCAUUCAUGUCAGGUGAAAGUGGUGAUGUUGAUCCUUUAAUACAGGUAUUAAGAGAUGAACUUCAUGGAAAUUGUCUUCAAAUCGUAGAAGAUUCAAUAUUAUUUGCUGUAGAAGAAGGAGAAUAUGAUGCAAGAAUGCGAGUCUUGAUCCAUCACAUGGCUUGGUUGAUGAGAGUGCAGCAGCCAUUAGUUGAAAUUUAUGAAGAAUCUGUUGUUGAAAUGAUAUCUGAUGAUGUUCAAGGACAGACAGAAGAAGAACAUCAUGAAAGUAAAAUACGAAAUAGAAAUAAGAAAAUAAAGCGUUAUUUGAUGAUUGGUGUGGCAACUCUUGGUGGUGGUGCAUUAAUGGGAUUAACUGGUGGUUUAGCUGCUCCCUUUGUAGCAGCUGGAGCUGGAGCAAUUAUUGGUGGUGCUGGUGCAGCAGCAUUAGGAUCUGCUGCUGGAAUUGCUGUCAUAAGUUCUCUUUUUGGUGUUGCUGGUGCUGGUUUAACAGGUUAUAAAAUGAAAAAACGAGUAGGUGGAAUUGAAGAAUUUGCCUUUGAAACAUUGACAGAAGGACAGCAAUUACAUAUCACAUUAGCUGUGUCAGGAUGGCUGUCAGAAGAAGGUCCAGAAGGCUUUCAAGAACCAUGGCAAACACUUAUGCAUUCUAGAGAACAGUAUUGUCUUAGAUACGAAUCAACCUACUUCCUGGAGUUAGGCCGUGCAAUGGAUUAUCUUUUUAGUUUUGCUGUUUCCAUGGCUGCACAAGAAGCUUUAAAGUAUACAAUACUUUCAGGAUUAAUAACUGCAAUUACUUGGCCAAGCACCAUAAUUACAAUUGCUGGUAUCAUUGAUAAUCCUUGGGGAGUCUGCAUCAAUCGAUCUGCAGAAGUAGGAAGACAUCUUGCAGAUGUUCUUUUGGGAAGACAGCAGGGAAAUAGACCUGUAACUCUUAUUGGAUUUAGUCUUGGUGCAAGAGUUAUUUAUUAUUGCUUACAAGAAAUGUCUAAAAGGAAAGGUUGUGAAGGGAUUAUUGAAGAUGCCAUUUUAUUAGGAGCACCAAUAUCUGCUGAUCUAAAUAAAUGGAAGUCUUUAGCAAGAGUUGUGUGUGGGAAAAUUAUCAAUGGAUAUUGUCGUGGAGAUUGGUUGUUAAAAUAUUUAUAUCGUACAUCAUCUGCUACAAUGAAUAUUGCUGGACUACAGCCUAUUAAAUGGAAUAAUAGAAGAAUGUGUAAUGUGGAUCUUAGUGAUAUUGUUUCAGGUCACAUGGAUUAUGCUCGUAAAAUGGAUAUGAUAUUAAAAGCUAUUGGAGUGAGAACAAAGGAUGAAACAGAUUCAAAACUUCGCAAAUCCCAUUCAGAUUCUCCGGUUUCAAGAUCAGAGAUAUUAGCAAGUAAUUUAAAGAACAAGUCAAAGUCUGAACCAAAUUUAAGAAUUCACAAUCCUAUUAUUUUGGAAUCAUCAAGUAGUAGAUUAAGUUCUUCACUUUCAUUGAAUAGUUUAGAAAAUAAUGCCACAUCACCUAUUACUUUAAAGUCACCUGUUACAGUGAAACUUCAACUAUAAGUACAUAAGAGAAAGUUAAAAUGAAAAAUUCAUAACAAGAUUAAAUUACUUAACAUAUACAAUAAUUGAUAUUUCAUAUAAAUAAAACAUAUCUACUGAUAACAUUAUUUUUAGGAUGCAUAUGAACGGAUUCUGAUUAUAAGCAUUAUUCUUAUAUAGAAAAACAUAAUUCUUUGAUACAAAGUUUGAAUAAUAGUGUUUGAUUACAUUGAAAUAAAUAUAUAAAAAAUGAAUUUUACUAAAUUUUGCAAUAUAAGAGAGCGAGUAAUUUCUGAUACCAUUCAAAGUUUCAUCUCCUAAUUGCAAGAAAUACAAUAGACUCCACUUAUCCAAGAUUAGAUUAAUGGAGAUAUUUAAAAGAUUAACUUUUGCAUUCAUAAAUGAGUGCCAAUAUAUUAAGAACAUGAUUCAAGUCAAAAUUACUCAUCAAGUAGUCUGAACUUGAUUCAUGUUUGAGGCUCUUAUUAUUUACAGGGUUUUUCUGUACCCUCUGGAAAAGGUUGAUAUAACAAUCAAAUGAUAAAAAAAAAUGUUAAAAUAUAUUAGUAAAAGGCUCAUAUAUCAUUAGAAAAUGUGCAAGUUCUGUCUGAUAAUACUAAGAGUCUAUUAUUAUUUUCCAAAUUUGCAUUUACAUAUUUUCUGAAUUUUAUGGACAGAAAUUAUCAAUCAUUUGGAAUUAUCUUUGUCCCAUUCUGGAUAAUUGAGAGUCUGUUGUAUACAAUUAUGCAAAGAUAAUUUAUAAUGAAACAUUCAUAUUAAGGGAUCAAAAAUUAAUAUUAUCUAAUAAGAAAUUUCCAAUUGAUAAUCACUGAAUCAAAGAAAGUAAUUUUUAAUCUAAGUCUAUAGAAGCUU